AUGGCUUCCACUUAUAAUCCUUCAAAAAAGAAAUACUACAUUGUGACAAGUAUUUUCUCUCCUUACAAAGAAGACAUUAAUCCUGGUAGUAUUGAUUCCUAUUUGUUUGAUUCCAGAAGCAAGGCUGAAAUCUUUAUGAAUAAAGAAGCAAAAGAAGUCUACUAUACACAAAUCAAAUCAGAUGAAGAAGACUAUGAUGGAAACAAGACACCACCUGAAGAAGAAGAAAAUGAUGGUGCUUUUUAUUAUGCAAACAAAAACUGUAUUUGUUUUGGUGAAGAUAGCUCAAUGGGAUUCUCUUAUCGUAGAGCUUGGGGUAUAGUAAAGAUUGAAGAAAUGCUCUAUAGAUCAACUCGUGGACAAGCCAAAGACUAUACCUUUGAAGACGCUGUUAUGGCUGGUCUCGGCCCUGACGGUGGUCUCUUUAUUCCUCAGGAGAUCCCUACCUUGCCUGCCAACUGGCGUCAAGCUUGGUCUCAAUAUAGCUUCCAACAACUUGCUGUUGAAAUUUUAUCUUUCUAUAUUGAUGAAACUCAAAUUCCUCGAGCUGAUCUCGUUCAACUUGUCGAACGCUCUUAUUCUACUUUCCGUUCCAAGGACGUUACACCCCUUGCCAAGGUUCAUGAUGGUCUUUAUGUUUUAGAAUUAUUCCACGGUCCCACUUUUGCUUUCAAAGACGUUGCCCUUCAAUUUGUUGGUAACCUUUUUGAAUACUUUUUAGAACGCCGUAAUAGUAAGGAACCUGCUGGUGGUAAGACACACCGUUUGACUGUUGUUGGUGCUACUUCUGGUGACACUGGCAGUGCUGCCAUUUAUGGUCUCCGUAACAAAAAGAAUGUCUCUGUGUUCAUUCUUCACCCCAAUGGUCGUGUCAGUCCUAUCCAAGAAGCCCAAAUGACGACUGUCUUGGACAAGAAUGUUCACAACUUAUCUGUUGAAGGCACUUUUGAUGACUGUCAAGAUAUUGUAAAGAACUUAUUUGGCAACAAAGAGUUCAAUGAUCGUCACCACUUGGGUGCUGUCAACUCUAUCAAUUGGGCACGUAUCCUGGCUCAAACAGUCUACUACUUCCAAGCCUACUUCACUCUUCUCCGUUCUUUGAACAUUGAUCCUGCUUCUCCUGAAGCUGAAGCCAUCAAGUUUGACUUCUCUGUCCCUACUGGUAACUUUGGUGAUGUAUUGGCUGGUUACUAUGCCUACCGUAUGGGUCUUCCUACAAACAAAUUGUUGAUUGCUACUAAUGAAAAUGAUAUUCUUUACCGUUUCUUCUCAUCUCAAGCUUACGAGAAGCAAACUGGUCCUGAUGGUGGUGUCAAGGCUACCUUGUCUCCUGCCAUGGAUAUUUUAGUGUCCUCCAACUUUGAGCGUUUGUUGUGGUAUUUGGUUCGUGAGACAGAAGCUGAUCAAGGCAAGACACAAGAUGAUGCAUUAAACGAUAAGGCUGGUCAAACUGUUGCUGGUUGGAUGCAAGAAUUGAAGGAAAAGGGUGUCUUCCGUGUUUCUGAUGCUGCUGUCUUGAAGGCUCGUGAAAUCUUUGAUGCUGCCCGUGUCACUGAUGUUGAGACAUCUGCUACUAUUCGCUCCUACUAUGAAACAAACAAUGCUGGUCAAUCUCCCUAUGUUCUUGAUCCUCAUACUGCUGUUGGUGUUGCUGCUGCUGAAAAGUUGAUUGAACGUGAUAGCCUCAAGACUUACCCUGCCGGUAGUGAUGUUCUCAUUUGUUUAGCUACUGCUCAUCCCGCUAAGUUUUCUGAAGCUGUUGAAGCUGCUUUGAAGACCUCUCCCGGUUUUGACUUUGCCAACGAUGUCUUACCUACUGAAUUUCAUGGUUUAUUAGAAAAAGAACGCAAGGUUACUCACGUUGAACGCGCUGAUCCUCAAUUAGUCAUUCAAGUUAUUGAAAAGGAAUUACGUGAAGAAGGCAUUUCUUUCUAG
Gilbertella persicaria is the source of this 1935-nucleotide messenger RNA. RefSeq names its product threonine synthase. Gene Ontology annotation, biological process: L-threonine biosynthetic process. The coding region runs from base 1 to 1935 and encodes 644 amino acids. The transcript is spliced from 3 exons. Lineage: Eukaryota; Fungi; Mucoromycota; Mucoromycetes; Mucorales; Choanephoraceae. The record is from RefSeq and is a predicted model, not a curated record. Gene Ontology annotation, molecular function: pyridoxal phosphate binding; threonine synthase activity.